CGGGUCUGGUCCCCGCAGAUGAUCUGGAACCCGUCCAGCGCAGAGAGCGUCGAUAGCGAGCUGCGCCUGCACCGCUCCGCCGCACUGAGGGGUUAACCUGUCCCGUCCUGGAGCUCCUGUGACGGCUGUCUGUCUGUCCGGUGGCCUGUUGAGAGGAGAGGAGACUUGCAGCAUGCUUCCUCAGGGGAUGCGGUUCAUGCCGAGCUUCUGAACGUUAACCACAGCGAAGGUGGGGGCCCGUAGGCUGACCCGGAGACAUGUCGGACAAGAUGUCCAGCUUCCUCCACAUCGGGGACAUCUGCUCCCUGUACGCAGAAGGCUCCACCAACGGCUUCAUCAGCACCCUGGGCCUGGUGGACGACCGCUGCGUGGUGCAGCCUGAUGCCGGAGACCUCAACAGUCCUCCCAAGAAGUUCAGAGACUGUCUGUUCCGGCUCUGUCCUAUGAACCGCUACUCGGCCCAGAAGCAGUUCUGGAAAGCAGCGAAGCCCGGAGGGAACACAGACACCGUGCUGCUCAACAAACUCCACCAUGCAGCAGACCUGGAGAAGAAGCAGAAUGACUCGGAGAACAAGAAGCUGCUGGGCUCCGUCAUCCAGUACGGGAACGUCAUCCAGCUGCUCCACCUCAAGUCCAACAAGUACCUUACGGUGAACAAGCGCCUGCCGGCGCUGCUGGAGAAGAACGCCAUGAGGGUGAUGCUGGACACGGCCGGCAACGAGGGCUCCUGGUUCUACAUCCAGCCCUUCUACAAGCUGCGCUCCAUCGGAGACACCGUGGUGAUCGGGGACAAGGUGGUGCUGAACCCGGUCAACGCCGGCCAGCCGCUGCACGCCAGCACCCACCAGCUGGUGGACAACCCGGGAUGCAACGAGGUGAACUCCGUCAACUGCAACACCAGCUGGAAGAUCGUCCUGUUCAUGAAGUGGGGCGACAACCAGGAGGUGGUACUGAAAGGGGGCGACGUGGUGCGGCUGUUCCACGCCGAGCAGGAGAAGUUCCUGACGUGCGACGACCACCGGAAGAAGCAGUACGUGUUCCUGCGGACCACCGGGAGGCAGUCGGCCACCUCGGCCACCAGCAGCAAGGCAUUGUGGGAGGUGGAGGUGGUCCAACACGACCCAUGCCGUGGCGGGGCCGGCUACUGGAACAGUUUGUUCCGGUUCAAACACCUGGCGACCGGACACUACCUGGCAGCAGAGGUGAACCCGGACUACGAAGAGGAAUGCCUCGAGUCACGCCAAGCUCUGGACUCUGAGCAGGACGUUCUGCGGGCGCGUCUGAGGAACAUCCAGGACAAGGUCAUGUACACGCUGGUGUCGGUGCCAGACGGGAACGACAUCUCGUCCAUCUUCGAGCUGGACCCCACCACCCUGAGGGGGGGGGACUCCCUGGUGCCCAGGAACUCGUACGUGCGGCUCAGACACCUGUGCACCAACACCUGGGUCCACAGCACCAACCAGCCCAUCGACAAGGACGAGGAGAAGCCUGUCAUGCUGCACAUCGGCACCUCGACCCUGAAGGAGGACAAGGAGGCCUUCGCCAUUGUCCCCGUGUCCCCAGCAGAGGUCCGCGACCUGGACUUCGCCAACGAUGCAAGUAAAGUUCUGGCUUCCAUCGCUGGCAAGCUGGAGAAAGGAACCAUCACGCAGAACGAGCGGAGAGCCGUGACCAAGCUCCUGGAAGACCUGGUGUUCUUUGUGGUGGACAUCCCCAACAACGGACAGGACGUCCUGGAGAUCAUGGUCAACAAGCCCAACCGAGAGCGACAGAAGCUCAUGAGGGAGCAGAACAUCCUGAAGCAGAUCUUCAAGCUCCUUCAGGCCCCGUUUACGGACAGCGGCGACGGGCCCAUGCUGCGGCUGGAGGAGCUGGCCGACCAGCGCCACGCGCCCUUCCGCCACAUCUGCCGCCUGUGCUACCGCGUGCUGCGCCACUCGCAACAGGACUACCGCAAGAACCAGGAGUACAUCGCCAAGCAGUUCCGCUUCAUGCAGAAGCAGAUCGGCUACGACGUGCUGGCCGAGGACACCAUCACCGCCCUGCUGCACAACAACCGCAAGCUGCUGGAGAAACACAUCACUGCCGCCGAGAUAGACACCUUCGUCAGCCUGGUCCGCAAGAACCGCGAGCCCAGGUUCCUGGACUACCUCUCGGACCUGUGCGUCUCCAUGAACAAGUCCAUCCCGGUGACCCAGGAGUUGAUCUGCAACGCAGUGCUGGACCCGACCAACGGGGACAUCCUCAUCGAGACCAAACUGGUGCUGUCCCGGUUCGAGAUCGAGGGGGCGUCGAUCGGGGAGAGCUCGGUGGAGUCGGAGGAGGACGAGGAGGAGGUGUGGCUCUUCUGGAAGGACCGCAACAAGGAGGUGCGCAGCAAGAGCAUCCGGGAGCUGGCCCAGGACGCCAAGGAGGACCAGAAGGAGGACCAGGAGGUGAUCAGCUACUACAGGUACCAGUUGAACCUGUUUGCCCGCAUGUGUCUGGACCGCCAGUACCUGGCCAUCAACAAGAUCUCGGGCCAGCUGGACGUGGACCUGAUCCUGCGCUGCAUGUCCGACGAGGACCUGCCCUACGACCUGCGCGCCUCCUUCUGCCGCAUGAUGCUGCACAUGCACGUGGACCGCGACCCCCAGGAGCAGGUCACGCCCGUCAAGUACGCCCGGCUCUGGUCCGAGAUCCCCUCGCAGAUCGCCAUCGAUGACUAUGACAACGACGGCACGUCGAAGGACGAGAUCAAGGAGCGCUUCUGCCAGACGAUGGAGUUCGUGGAGAACUACCUGAGGGACGUGGUCAGCCAGAGCUUCCCCUUCGCCGACAAGGAGAAGAACAAGCUGACCUUCGAGGUGGUGAACCUGGCGAGGAACCUGAUCUACUUUGGGUUCUACAACUUCAGCGACCUGCUGAGGCUGACCAAGAUCCUGCUGGCCAUCCUGGACUGCGUCCACACCAACACCUCCUUCCCCUUCAACAAGACGGAGAAGGGUGACGAGGCCAAAGGCAGCAACGUCAUGCGCUCCAUCCACGGCGUGGGGGAGCUCAUGACGCAGGUGGUGCUCAGGGGCGGCGGCUUCAUCCCCAGCACGCCGGCCUCCGCCCCCGACGGAGAGACGGCCAAGUCGCAGGUGGAGCCGGAGAAGCAGGACAUCCUGGUGAUGGACACCAAGCUGAAGAUCAUCGAGAUCCUGCAGUUCAUCCUCAACGUGCGUCUGGACUACAGGAUCUCCUGCCUGCUCUCCAUCUUCAAGCGGGAGUUUGAUGAGAGCAACUCCCAGAAUGAGCUGUCGGUUGCCGGGGUAACGGCCGAGGGACCCAGCAACAUGCCAGGAGCGCUGGACUUCGAGCAGAUAGAAGAGCAGGCUGAAGGGAUCUUCGGAGGAAGUGAGGAGAACACCCCCCUAGACCUGGACGACCAGGGGGGCCGCACCUUCCUGCGGGUGCUGCUCCACCUCACUAUGCACGACUACCCUCCGCUUGUGUCCCGCGCGCUCCACCUGCUCUUCAGGCACUUCAGCCAGCGGCAGGAGGUGCUGCAGGCCUUCAAGCAGGUCCAGCUGCUGGUGACCAGCCAGGACGUGGAGAACUACAAGCAGAUCAAGUCGGACCUGGACCAACUGCGCUCCAUCGUGGAGAAGUCGGAGCUGUGGGUGUACAAGCGGCAGGGUCCGGACGAGGGUCUGGACGGGGGGGAGCUGCUGGCGAGCGAGUCCGACCACAAGAAGGGGGAAUCGGGCGCCUCAGAAAAACCAAAGAAACCAGAGACCACCAGCAGCUACAACUACAGGGUGGUGAAAGAGAUCCUGCUGCGUCUCAGCCGGCUCUGUGUUCAGGAGGGCCUGUCGGGCAGGAAGAGCAAGAAGCAGCAGCAGAGGCUGCUGAGGAACAUGGGGGCCCACGCCGUGGUGCUGGAGCUGCUGCAGAUCCCUUAUGAGAAGGGGGAGGACGUCCGUAUGCAGGACAUCAUGAGGCUCGCCCACCAGUUCCUGCAGAACUUCUGUGCGGGGAACCAGCAGAACCAAGCCCUGCUGCACAAGCACAUCAACCUGUUCCUCAACCCAGGGAUCCUGGAGGCCAUCACCAUGCAGCACAUCUUCAUGAACAACUUCCAGCUGUGCAGCGAGAUCAACGAGCGCGUGGUGCAGCACUUCGUCCACUGCAUCGAGACGCACGGCCGCAACGUGCAGUACCUCAAGUUCCUGCAGACCAUCGUCAAGGCGGAGAACAAGUUCAUCAAGAAGUGCCAGGACAUCGUCAUGGCCGAGCUGGUGAACGCCGGCGAGGACGUACUGGUGUUCUACAACGACCGCGCCUCCUUCCAGACGCUGGUGCAGAUGAUGCGCUCGGAGCGGGACCGCAUGGACCAGAACAGCGCGCUGAUGUACCACAUCCACCUGGUGGAGCUGCUGGCCGUCUGCACCGAGGGCAAGAACGUCUACACCGAGAUCAAGUGCAACUCCCUGCUGCCGCUGGACGACAUCGUACGCGUGGUCACGCACGAGGACUGCAUCCCCGAGGUGAAGAUCGCCUACAUCAACUUCCUGAACCACUGCUACGUGGACACGGAGGUGGAGAUGAAGGAGAUCUACACCUCCAACCACAUGUGGAAGCUCUUCGAGAACUUCCUGGUGGAUAUCUGCAGGGUGUGCAACAACACCAGCGACCGGAAGCACGCCGACACGGCGCUGGAGCGCUACGUCACUGAGACGGUCAUGAGCAUCGUCACCACCUUCUUCAGCUCGCCCUUCUCUGACCAGAGCACCAGCCUGCAGACCCGGCAGCCGGUCUUCGUCCAGCUGCUGCAGGCGGUGUUCCGGGUCUACCACUGCCCCUGGCUCAGCCCGGUGCAGAAGGGCGCGGUGGAGGCCUGCAUCAAGGUGCUCUCCGACGUCGCCAAGGGCCGGGCCAUCGCCAUCCCCGUGGACCUGGACAACCAGGUGAACAACCUGUUUGUGAAGUCCAACAACAUCGUGCAGAAGACGGCCAUGAGCUGGAGGCUGUCGGCCCGCAACGCCGCGAGGAGGGACUCGGUAGUGACCGCCUCCCGCGACUACCGGAACAUCAUCGAGAGGCUGCAGGACAUCGUGUCUGCUCUGGAGGACAGGCUCCGCCCCCUGGUGCAGGCGGAGCUCUCGGUCCUCGUGGACGUCCUCCACCGCCCCGAGCUGCUCUUCCCCGAGAACACCGACUCACGCAGGAAGUGCGAGAGCGGGGGCUUCAUCUGCAAGCUGAUCAAGCACACCAAGCAGCUGCUGGAGGAGAACGAGGAGCGCCUCUGCAUCAAGGUCCUCCAGACGCUGAGGGAGAUGAUGACCAAAGACCGCGGCUACGGAGAGAAGCUCAGGGCCUUUGAUGAUGAGAUGGAUGUGCCCAAGGAGCUGGAUCAGAACCAGCCUGAGAAGAUUGUGGAGGACCAGAAGAGGGGCGAGGCGCUGAGGCAGAUCCUGGUGAACCGUUACUAUGGCAACUUCCACCGCAGUGGGGCCCGCCGAGACAGCCUGACGGUGUACAGCCCAGGGGCCCUCAGCCCCACGGGGGCCGGCAAGAGCCAAUCAGGUGGGGCGGCAUGUGUGAUGUCACGUAUUUUAACGACCAGGGGUUUGGGGGCCAGGGGCCGCGCCCGGAGGCUCUUCCUCUCAGACUCUGAGCCUCCAGGCGCCGCACGACAGCCGGUUACGGGCGUGGUCACCCUGCUAGGGGGCGUGGUCAGCCUGCUAGGGGGCGUGGUCAGCCUUUUGUGCGUGCGGCGCCGGCACGGAGAGCAGGUUAUUGUGGACGGUCUGGUGAGGAUGCAGCCAGCGGCCCCCCCCGCGCCGGGUCCUACGGUCGAGAUCCGGCCCGCUGACGCAGACCGGGUCCGUCGUCGCCGCAGGGCCCCGCUGGCUCAGACCCUCAGCGGUCGCCUGGCGCCCGGCCCGCUGCUAAACCCCCUCGCCGGCUCCCAGGAUUCCUUCUUCCGGCGACUGACGGCAGACAAGAAGUCUGAGAAGUUCUUCCGGGUCUUCUACGAUCGCAUGAAGCUGGCCCAGCUGGAGAUCAAAGCCACGGUGACGGUCAACACCAGCGACCUGGGCAACCGCAAGAGGGACGACGAGACGCCCGACAAGGACGUCCCCGUGCGCAAGAAAGCCAAAGACUCUCCGGUGGUGGUGACAGAGGACGCCCGCGACCAGCUGCUGGAGGCCUCCUCCGCCACCAAGAAGGCCUUCAACUCGUACCGCCGCGACGCUGACGCGGAGGAGCACUUCUCCCUGGCCGACGGCCAGCCCAGCGCCGGCGACAAGAACCAGGACGAGGGCGAGAUGAGCUUCAUCAUCGUCAUCAUGCAGCCCAUCCUGCGCUUCCUGCAGCUGCUCUGCGAGAACCACAACCGGGACCUCCAGAACUUUCUGAGGUGCCAGAAGAACAAGAACAACUACAACUUGGUGUGCGAGACGCUGCAGUUCCUGGACUGCAUCUGCGGCAGCACCACGGGGGGUCUGGGCCUGCUGGGGCUGUACAUCAACGAGAAGAACGUGGCCCUCAUCAACCAGACGCUGGAGAGCCUCACCGAGUACUGCCAGGGGCCCUGCCACGAGAACCAGAACUGCAUUGCCACCCACGAGUCCAACGGCAUCGACAUCAUCAUCGCCCUCAUCCUGAACGACAUCAACCCCCUGGGCAAGAAGCGGAUGGACCUGGUGUUGGAGCUGAAGAACAACGCCUCCAAGCUGCUGCUGGCCAUCAUGGAGAGUCGCCAUGACAGCGAGAACGCGGAGAGGAUCCUGUACAACAUGAGGCCCAAGGAGCUGGUGGAGGUCAUAAAGAAAGCCUACCUGCAAGGGGAGGUGGAGUUCGAAGGCUCGGACGAGGAGGAAGAGGAGGGUGAAGAGGAGGACCACGACGCUGCCUCACCCAGAAACGUUGGACACAACAUCUACAUCCUGGCCCACCAGCUGGCACGCCAUAAAAAGGAGCUGUCAAUCAUGUUGAAGCCGGGAGGUUCGAGUGGGGAAGGAGACGAGGCCCUGGAGUUCUACGCCAAACACACCGCCCAGAUAGAGAUCGUGCGCCAGGACCGCACCAUGGAGGAGAUCGUGUUCCCCGUCCCCAGCAUCUGCGAGUUCCUGACCUCGGAGUCCAAGCUGCGCAUCUACUUCACCACAGAGCGCGACGAGCAGGGCAGCAAGAUCAACGACUUCUUCCUGUGUGCCGAGGACCUCUUUAACGAGAUGAACUGGCAGAAGAAGCUCCAGGCUCAGCCUGUGCUGUACUGGUGCUCCAGGAACAUGUCUCUGUGGAGUAACAUCUCCUUCAACCUGGCCGUCCUCAUGAACCUCCUGGUCUGCUUCUUCUACCCCCUGGAAGGCGUCCACGGAGAGAUGCUGGACCCUCACCUGUCCGCCCUGCUGUGGAUGGGCGUGCUGGCCACCCUGAUCCUCGUCAUCAUCAUGCCCCAGCCGCUGGGGGUCCGCGCCCUGGUCAUCGUCUCCAUCCUGCGCCUCAUCUUCUCCGUGGGCCUGGAGCCCACCCUCUACUCCCUGGGGGGUGUCAACGUGUGUAAUAAGAUCAUCUUCCUGAUGAGCUUUGUGGGGAACAGAGGGACCUUCACACGGGGCUACAAGGCCAUGGUCCUGGACUUUGAGUUCCUCUACCACCUGCUCUACCUCAUCAUCUGCAGCCUGGGGGUGUUCGUGCACGUGUUCUUCUACAGCCUCCUGCUGUUCGACCUGGUGUACCGCGAGGAGACGCUGCUGAACGUGAUCAAGAGCGUGACGCGCAACGGGCGCUCCAUCGUGCUGACGGCAGUGCUGGCUCUCAUCCUGGUGUACCUGUUCUCCAUCGUGGGCUACAUCUUCUUCAAGGACGACUUCAUCCUGGAGGUGGACCGCCUGCCCAACGCCACGCUCAAGGAGUCUCCCAGCCUGGCCAACGAGCUGCUCUCGGAGGGGGUGUGCCGCACGGGGAAGGAGGAGAACUGCUCCAUGGAGGCGGUGCAGCGAGAGCUGGAGCGGGUCAGCCUCGAAGAGAGCGGCAAGGAGCGCGCCUGCGACUCCCUGCUCAUGUGCAUCGUGACGGUGCUGAGUCACGGCCUCCGCAGCGGUGGGGGGGUGGGGGACGUCCUCCGCAAGCCCUCCAAAGAGGAGCCUCUGUUCGCCGCCCGGGUGAUCUACGACCUGCUCUUCUUCUUCAUGGUCAUCAUCAUCGUCCUCAACCUCAUCUUCGGAGUCAUCAUCGACACGUUCGCCGACCUGAGGAGCGAGAAGCAGAAGAAGGAGGAGGUGCUGAAGACCACCUGCUUCAUCUGCGGUCUGGAGAGAGACAAGUUCGACAACAAGACGGUGACCUUCGAGGAGCACAUCAAGGAGGAGCACAACAUGUGGCACUACCUGUUCUUCGUGGUGCUGGUGAAGGUGAAGGACUCCACCGAGUACACCGGCCCCGAGAGCUACGUGGCCCAGAUGAUCAAGGAACACAACCUCGACUGGUUUCCACGGAUGCGGGCGAUGUCCUUGGUGAGCAGCGACGCGGAGGGGGAGCAGAACGAGAUCAGGAACCUGCAGGAGAAGCUGGAGACGGCCAUGAGGCUGGUGUCCAACCUGUCGGGACAGCUCACCGAGCUCAAGGAGCAGAUGACGGAGCAGAGGAAGCAGAAGCAGCGCAUCGGUCUACUGGGUCACCCCCCACACAUGAACAUCAACCCCCAGCAGCCCGCCUGAGGGGCCCCAGGAGGGCCAGGAGGGCCCCCCCUCACGCAGCUCCCCCCCCCCCCCCCCCCCCACGCGGCCCUGAGCACUGGGGCCUGGUCUUCGGCGAGGUGGAACGGGGCCCAGUGUGGAGGAUGAACAGUCGGCCCCGUCUCCAGAGUGUAUUUAUGCCU
Molecule: messenger RNA, 8857 nt
Organism: Gadus macrocephalus (Pacific cod)
Lineage: Eukaryota; Metazoa; Chordata; Actinopteri; Gadiformes; Gadidae
Gene: itpr1a
Product: inositol 1,4,5-trisphosphate receptor, type 1a
Exons: 62
Coding region: 258-8696 (2812 amino acids)
Biological process (GO): calcium ion transmembrane transport
Cellular component (GO): endoplasmic reticulum; membrane
Molecular function (GO): inositol 1,4,5-trisphosphate-gated calcium channel activity; inositol 1,4,5 trisphosphate binding
Source: RefSeq, a predicted model, not a curated record